This is a messenger RNA of Ilex paraguariensis (yerba mate), 372 nucleotides long. NCBI's taxonomy places the organism in Eukaryota, Viridiplantae, Streptophyta, Magnoliopsida, Aquifoliales, Aquifoliaceae. The record is from the annotation of a GenBank genome assembly.
AUGGCUACUAAGGAGGGUAUUGCAAUUGUUGUCACAGCCUUAUUGUUGUGCUUUUUGCUGCAUAGCAAUAUUGCUAAUGCAACCACCUUUACAGUGGGAGAUUCUCAAGGUUGGGGUUUUGCAGCUAGCAGCUGGCCUAAUGGGAAGAGCUUUAAGGCUGGUGACAUUCUUGUGUUCAACUACAACCCAAGCAUGCACAAUGUGGUUGUUGUAAGCAAGGCUGCAUACGAUAGCUGUAACAUCCCUGCCGGAGCCAAAACUUACUCUUCGGGAAAAGAUCAGAUCAAGCUUGCAAAGGGACAGAACUACUUCACCUGCUCAUUUCCAGGGCACUGUAGUUCUGGGAUGAAGAUAGUUGUCUUUGCAGCUUAA